Synchiropus splendidus (mandarinfish) is the source of this 2755-nucleotide messenger RNA. RefSeq names its product transmembrane protein 135 (gene tmem135). The coding region runs from base 29 to 1447 and encodes 472 amino acids. Lineage: Eukaryota; Metazoa; Chordata; Actinopteri; Syngnathiformes; Callionymidae. The transcript has 15 exons. The record is from RefSeq and is a predicted model, not a curated record.
GCGGCCCGCGGCCACAGUGUCCCCUGUCAUGGCUGCGCUCAGCAAGAUUCCCCACAACUGCCACGAGAUCGGCCACACCUGGGACCCGUCGUGUGCGCGCUCUGCCCUGGAUGUGACCAGAGGUGCGCUCGAGGUCUCCUUCAAAAUCUACGCGCCUCUGUACCUGAUCGCAGCGGUUCUCAAGAGAAGGAAGAAGGACUACUACAUGAAAAAGCUCCUUCCGGAGAUCCUGAGAUCCACCUCUUUUCUCACCGCCAAUGGGGGUCUCUACAUUGUUUUCUUCUGCUUCCUCAGGAAACUCCUGGGAGGGUUUUACUCGUGGUCGGCCGGGUUCGGCUCGGCGCUGCCGGCCUCCUACAUUGCCAUCCUCCUGGAGCGGAAAAACAGGAGGGGACUCCUGACCAUAUACAUGGCAAACCUGGCCACUGAGACCUUGUUUCGCAUGGCAGUCACACGCGGCAUCGUCACACCCGUCCCACACGGCGAGGUGCUGCUGUUCUGCAUCACCGCGUCUCUCUACAUGUUCUUCUUCAGGAGCAGAGAUGGUCUCAAAGGCUUCACCUUCUCCGCUCUGAAGUUUAUUAUUGGCAAAGAGGAGAUUCCAAGUCACUCCGUCACAGCAGAGACCAGUGUCCCGAGACCCCCCGAGGCGCCUGCUGCCGAGACUGAGGCCUCACCCGUGUCAGCGGAAGGGCCCGUCUCUCGGAGGAGAGCCAUGGCUGCCUACAGCAGGCGGCUGCUGGAGUCCAUAUGCAAGCAUGGGCCCAGGCACCGGUGCUGCAAACACUACCAGGACAACUGCAUCUCCUACUGUGUUAAAGGCUUCGUCCGAAUGUUCAGUCUUGGCUACCUGAUCCAGUGUGGCAUUAAGGUGACCUCAGCCUUCAGGCAGGUCUUCUCCAAGCCCUCCCGACUCCCUUCCCUCUUCUAUAACAAGGAGAACUUCCAGCUGGGAGCUUUCCUGGGCUCCUUCGUCAGCAUCUACAAGGGAAUGAGCUGUUUGCUGCGCUGGAUCAGAGACAUCGAUGAUGAACUCCACGCUCUGGUCGCUGGCUUCCUGGCGGGCAGCUCAAUGUUCUUCUGCAAAAGCACCACAGUCUCCAUGUAUCUCUUCAGCAAGCUGGUGGAGACCAUGUACUUUAAGGGCAUUGAAGCCGGCCACUUCCCCUACAUUCCCUGCGCGGACACCAUUCUCUAUGCCAUCUCCACUGCCAUCUGCUUUCAAGCUGCUGUGAUGGAGGUGCAGAACUUACGGCCUUCAUACUGGAAGUUCCUGCUGCGGCUGACCCAGGGCAGAUUCGCUCUGAUGAACAGGAAGGUACUGGACGUAUUUGGCACCCAGGCCUCACAAAACUUCAAAGACUUUGUGCCCAGACUGGAUCCUCGUUACACCUCAGUUCCCUGUCAAAAAGUGCUCCUACCUGCAGAGGACAUCGUGCUUGGAUGAUGAUGAUGAUGAUGAUGAUGAUGAUGAUGAAGACGACGUGCUGGUUAUUGACGUGAACAUUCUCAUGGGAUGGAAAGACGGUUUUACAUGGUGUUGAACGGACGUCAGAGUCAUAUAAACGGAUGAAUAUAUUGUUGCCAUGGAAACCGACGGGAGCGAGACCUUAAUAGAGGAAAUGGAUGUCUUGAAUAUUCAGAUAAUCUAAGGCUAAUGAGCAGGACAAAUAAGGCUCAUUGACAUGAAGUGGCUGAUUGAAUGUCAGUUAAAUUACAUUGGAAUCUUGUUUACUCCAUUUAGUUUUAGUAGUGCGGAAAAUUUGGGAGAGUCGUCAUGAUGUUAAUGAGCCAGAACUCUUCCUAACGACUCAUCAUACCAGUGUAGUUCAAGGUGGCCACUUGAUGCUGCCACUGGUGCAGGGAAAGGUCACUGACACAGGAGACACGGCGGAGUGAAGUGCUCACUGUGGGGAGUGCAGGGAGUGUCACCAGAGGCACCGGGCCCUGGGUUCCUGGGCCACGGGUUCUGGGUCCUGGGUUCCUGGGCCACGGGUUCUGGGCCCUGGGUUCUGGGUCCUGGGUUCUGGGCCCUGGGUUCUGGGCCCUGGGUUCUGGGCCCUGGGUUCUGGGUGUGGCCCGCUCCCCGGCAGGUGACCUCCACUCAUGUUCUGUUUCUGCUUCUAAUUGUGAGCAUAUUUAACUGCGAUAGUUUAGCAACUAACCAUUCACUCCACCAGGCUGCGCAGCCAUAAACAAAUACUAUUGAAAGAUAUUUACAGAUGAUCCAUCUGGGCAAACCAAGAACUUUAUGUAAUAUAUUUUAAUCCUGAUAACAAAGUACCAACCAGCUGAUCUGGUGUGGCCCUUUAAAUACAUUUGAAGAAGAAUACAGUCAUCAGAAUGUGUUUGAAGUGAUGGCUUUGGUAACAUUAGUGAAGAAAGUCAUCGGUUCUAGUGAUGGAAAUGUAGCUCCAUGAACGCGCCGUUGAUGUUCUGUUUUGUCACUCUGGAAACGGUCCUGUGGAAACGCUGGCUGAGAGCUGACGCACGGUUCUUGCUCCGACUCUGGUUUCUCCUUGUUGGGAGGAAGGUGUUGCAUGGGUCAGUUUUGCUUCACAUCAUUUUCCGCCGCUCAGAUUUGCACUCGCGAACCAAGCUCUGACAUGGUUCACGUUUGCACCCAGCAAUCCAAACUCAAACACACGGUACCUCCAGGGCGGACGCCAUGAUUGUGAGACGCACUACACACUGGGCUUGUCAACAUUGAUUUGUGUGAGAAUUAAAUAUUUGAUCAUCCAAAUCCUACCUACCU